GAUAGAGUGCACUGCCUUCGCGGCGCGCUAUCGGAUGUUUCUGUGAAGGAUCGUGUCUUUGGAUGUGUUAUCCUGACGAUUUUGUGUCAGAUUGGUGAUUCUAAUAUGCACACUGGGUCUCUAUCUGCUAGCGAUAUAGCCCUGAAUUGAAAAAAGUGUUCUCUGGCGAUUGGAUUUUACAUAAUUUAUUUCUAAAGUGUGGCACACUUGGGGAGCGGUUGUGGAUUUUACAAGAUUUCCUCAAACCACAGGUGUCUAAAUUGAGGACAAGAUGCCUCAAACGCCACCCUUUGCGGGCGUGUUUCCCAACAACGCCUACAACAAGAACCUGUACCAGACAAAAGAGGUGGAGGGCAGCAACUACGGGGGCCUGUAUUACCAUGACAACAGCCUGGUGUCCGGCUCCCUGGAGGCCCUCAUCCAGCAUCUGGUCCCCACUGUGGACUACUACCCCGACAGGACGUACAUCUUCACGUUUCUGCUGAGUUCCCGGGUCUUCAUCCACCCGUAUGAGCUGAUGACCAAGGUCUGCCAGCUGUGUGUGGAGCAUCAGAGGCUCAGUGACCCCCAGGCUGACAAGGUGAGGAUGAGGAAGAUAGCUCCCAAGGUGCUGCAGCUGCUGACUGAGUGGACGGAGACGUUCCCGUAUGACUUCCGUGACGAGCGAGUGAUGAGGAGCCUGAAGGAACUCACACAGAGACUGGCCAGCGGAGACGAGCUGUAUCGUAAGGCGGUGCAGCAGAUGACUCAGGCCCUGAUCCGCAAGCUGACGGUGCUGAGCCAGUACGAGGAGGCCCUGGCCAAGAUCAGCGCCACAGCUACGGACCGGCUAGCGGUGCUGAAGACCAAGCCCCAGGCCGCCCAGCAGAGGGACAUCCUCAGCAUCUGCACAGACCCCUUCACACUCGCACAGCAGCUCACACACAUAGAACUGGAGAGGUUAAGCUACAUCGGACCAGAGGAGUUUGUUCAGGCGUUUGCACAGAAAAGCCCUCUGGAUAAUGACAAGAAUUGCUUCAGCGACCACAAGAAGACGAGUAACCUGGAGGCGUAUGUGGCCUGGUUCAACAGACUCAGCUACCUGGUGGCCACAGAGAUCUGCAUGGCGGUUAAGAAGAAGCACAGGGCGCGGGUCAUCGAGUUCUUUAUCGACGUGGCACGCGAGUGUUUUAAUAUCGGCAACUUCAACUCCCUCAUGGCCAUCAUCUCUGGCAUGAACAUGAGUCCAGUAUCUCGAUUGAAGAAGACCUGGGGCAAAGUCAAGACGGCCAAGUUUGACAUCCUGGAGCAUCAAAUGGAUCCUUCCAGCAACUUCUAUAACUACCGGACGGCACUGCGAGGCGCCACACAGAGAUCCAUCACAGCGCACAGCAGCAGAGAGAAGAUUGUCAUCCCCUUCUUCAGUCUGAUGAUCAAGGACAUCUACUUCUUGAACGAGGGCUGUGCCAACAGGCUUCCCAACGGACAGGUCAACUUCGAGAAAUUCUGGGAGCUCAGUAAGCAGGUGCGGGAGCUGAUGACGUGGAAGAAGGUGGAGUGUCCGUUCGAGAGGGACCGCAAGAUCCUGCAGUACCUGCUCACCGCACCCGUCUUCAGCGAGGAUGCUCUGUGCCUGGCCUCCUACGAGAGCGAGGGACCUGAGAACAACAUGGAGAAGGACAGGUGGAAGUCUCUGAGGUCCACUUUGCUGAACCGGGUGUGAACGUGACAGCAUGGGGACAGCAUCUUUCUGUUUACCCAGCCCUAACGCCACCCCAACCCUCAACCCUUCCUCCCACUCAGCCUGAAACACGCGCACACACACACACACACACACACACACACA
Engraulis encrasicolus (European anchovy) is the source of this 1825-nucleotide messenger RNA. It is a transcript of the gene rasgef1ba, whose product is annotated as RasGEF domain family, member 1Ba. The transcript has 14 exons. Bases 272 to 1702 code for a protein of 476 amino acids. Gene Ontology annotation, molecular function: guanyl-nucleotide exchange factor activity. The record is from RefSeq and is a predicted model, not a curated record. Gene Ontology annotation, biological process: positive regulation of GTPase activity; Ras protein signal transduction. Gene Ontology annotation, cellular component: plasma membrane. NCBI's taxonomy places the organism in Eukaryota, Metazoa, Chordata, Actinopteri, Clupeiformes, Engraulidae.